Molecule: messenger RNA, 2988 nt
Organism: Enhydra lutris kenyoni (northern sea otter)
Lineage: Eukaryota; Metazoa; Chordata; Mammalia; Carnivora; Mustelidae
Product: putative tetratricopeptide repeat protein 41
Cellular component (GO): Cul4-RING E3 ubiquitin ligase complex
Source: RefSeq, a predicted model, not a curated record
AUGAUGUCAUCCCCUGAGCAAAGUGAAAUAAGCCAGAAGGCAAGUGUAGAUAAGUACGCCCAAUUUGUCUUAAAGUUCCAGAAACCCAUUCAGCCUUACAUCUGCUCAACUCUGAAUGAUUUUCAAGAAGAGAGAGACUUUUUGGCAAACUACAUCUUUCCUUAGCUUAACGAGCUCUGCAUUUCCCGGGGCACGUAUUUCAAAGCUGUAGACCUGAGGUGUGCAGCGUUGAUGGCCCCGCCGCCCUUAUCCUCCAACCUGUUUAGACAGCAUUCUUGUCUCCACGCCCAGUACCUGAAGCUCUGUCUCGACUAUGUGAACAGCUGCUUUCCCUUUCUCAUCUGCAUGCUGGGUCAGACGUACGGGGACUUUCUCCCUGACCAUGUGCCUUUACUGUUCUCCAAAGCAACUGACUUGUCAAGUUUAUCCCCAAUAGAGCAGAAUCUCUAUGUUGCUGCAAAAAAUGGUUAUCCUUGGGUCCUGGAGAAUCCCGACUACAGUUUGACGGAGUUUGAGAUCAUCCAAGCGGCAUUUCUGAAUAAGUCUCAAUUUCAGUAUUUUUACUUUAGGACUAGACCCACGCUGCUGAAGACUUUAGAUGAGGAAAAGGAGAGGCUGCUCUCAGGCUCUCUGAAUGAUGAAGAAAAAUUAAGGGUUGGCAAGCUUAAGGCCAAAAUUAUUAACAAAGGACUCCCUGUCCGAUUUUAUAAAGACCUCCAUGAGUUGGGUGAGCUGGUUUUCAAAGACUGGUCAGUUGUGAUAAAACAACUUUACCCAGCCACUUUCAUGAUUGAACAUAUGGACUAUAAGCACAACUUUGAACGUUUCUAUCAUGAAGAGUUUACUGAGAAGUGUAAGCAAGUGUUUGUAAUUUCCAAGGAAUCAAAUAGAACCUUUGAAAUCUUGGAAAGAUUUGCCUUAAAGGAUGUGGGAUUUGAUUGUAACAGUGCUGCACCUGGUUCCAGCUUAGACUCUCUUCUCAGAAUAAAUCCUCUUCCAGUUUACAAGUCCAUUUUGCUCUUGUCUGGAGAACGCGGUUGUGGGAAGUCUACUCUGAUCGCCAACUGGGUGAACGAUUUCAAAAAGAAAUAUCCAAGCAUCUUGAUGAUCCCUCAUUUUGUGGGCAUCACUUGUGAAAGCAGUGACAUCAUGUCUGUGAUACAUUACUUCAUCACAGAAUUGCAGUACAAAAACUACGGUACUCAGCUUGAAACCGAUGCUCUUAACGAAGACUCAGACAUCUUGGUCUUUCCACUUCUUGUGGAAGUCUUCAUUGCUUCCAUCAGUUUAAAGCCCUGUAUACUUGUCCUAGAUGGAAUUGAAGAAUUGAUUGGCAUUUAUGGGAUCUCAGGACAGAAGGCGAAGGAUUUCUCUUGGCUGCCGAGCUCAGUGCCUGCUCAUUGCAAACUUAUCAUGAGCACCGUCUCCUCCAGCCUGUCCUACAAGUCGCUGUGUGCGCGCCCGGAUGUGAGGACCGUGGAGCUUCUGAGUGCAGGAGACAAAGAGGUGAAACUGAACAUGUUUAGACAGUAUCUCUUCAUUCCCAGCAGAGACCCCCUCCGACAGACCAGACACCCUUUGAGGAAAAGAACAAACCUGAAUCCUUUAAAACUCACGAUCCUAGCAAAUGAGCUGAGAGAAUGUAGAAUCUACUGAGAUGAGUACCAGUGUCUGAAGGAGUACUUGGAGGUGGUCUCCAUUCAGGAGCUCUGGGAACUGAUUCUGAAACGCUGGAUGGAAGACUACAGCUGGACUUUUCUGCCAAAAAGGGCCAAUUCGGACACCGGGGCUUCAGGAGAAGCAUUGGAUGGCUGGGUGGCCGAUGCUCUGUGCUUACUGAGCAUCUCACAUUGUGGACUGACCGAGGUUGAGAUAUUCCAGAUUUUGGACAUGCUGGGCUACAGGGAUCAUUACAAAGUUACCACGUUGCACUGGGCUGCCUUCCGCAAUGCCACCAGACAGUGGGUCCAGGAGAAGCCCAACGGCCUCCUGUACUUCAGGCACCAGUCCCUGCAGAAUGCUGUGGAGCACAAGCUUCUGGGUGUGCUCACUCCCGUCAGAGAAAGCAGUCCAUAUACCUUUCAGAACCCAACGAAUCACAGGAAGACACAUUUCCACCGAGUCUUAGCCCGAUACUUCCAGCGGCAGACGACUUUCUGGAGAGUGUACGAGGAGCUGCCGUGGCACAUGAAAAUGAGCGGCUCCUGGGGUGACCUGUGCAGCUUCCUCUCAAGCCCCAGUAUCACAGACUUUCUAUCAAAGAUCCGAAACCCAAGCUUCUGGACAAGGCUGCACCUCAUCUACUACUGGAACGUGUUAUCAGAAGUUGGAUAUGAUGCUGCUGAGGCCUACUUGUUCACGGUGGCCAAGAUUAAAGUCGACAAGUGCCAUAAAGUGAAGAAGAGAAACACACUCUCAGUGCUGGAAUGCAGGCUUUUUGAGGUUACCACCACUGACAAAUGACGAUUAAUGUUCUUUAUUGCGAAAUUUCUGAAGCUCGUGGGCAAGACCAGAGAAGCGGAAGAGCUGUUCUUGAGUGUCGAGAACAUACUUGUGCAGAGUCAGGCCUUGACAGAGAUGCUUCUCAGAGUACAGAACACCACUGGAGAACUCUACCUUGAAAUAGGGAUGACUCAGGAGGGCUUCCAGUACUUCCAGAAAGCGUGGUCCAACCUGACGGAGUUUCCACCCAGCGCCAUAAAAGACAACCAGGCCUUCCUGAAGCAGAAAGGCAGAGUGCUGAACAACCUGGCAAAGUCAGCCACUGAGAAGUACUUAAAUCACAUUUUGGAACGCGCUGCUGAAAUUUCCAGCUUAUUGGACAACAACCCCCGUGAUGAGGCUACCAUGAAAUACACCGAAGGUGUUCUGAUAUUUGUUGCUGGAAACAUAUCUCUUGCAAAAAUGAGAUUUCAAGAAUGCUUAAAUAUCAGAAGAAGUUUAUUUGAUUCCAAAGGAAGCAAGCAAUUGAAUAUUAUAAACAAGUGA